AUGACUCAGCUAUCUAUAGAGGAUAAGGUCUACACUGAAAUUUUGCCGCUGUCGGCUCUUACGGACAACGGUCCUAUCGAAUUUAUGAUCCCGGGAGGAGAGAAAUAUCUGGACUUAAACGACACCCUGCUUCAUCUACGCAUCAAGAUCACCAACGCCGAUGAAAAGGUACCAAUUACUCUUUCUCUGUUUUCUUCUCCAGAUUGCCUGCAGUGUAACGUUUAUAACCAGGAGAGGAGAUCCACUCUGGACCAGGAGGAGUUAGAACCUGUGCAGGUGAAACAAGAACAGGAAGAGCCAGAAGAUCAUCAGAUAAAAGAAGAGCAGGAGGAUCUAAAACACCAGCAGAUAAAAGUGGAAGAGAAAGAAGUUUACUGCAGUCAGGGUGAAAAACAGAUUGAAUUAAAACAGGAGACUGAUACCUGCAUGGUGGUUCCUGUUGAUGAGCAUACAGACCACACUGAAUCAGAACCAAACAGGAACCUAGUCAUCUUCCAGGAAGCUGCUGAAGCUGAGAACCAAAAUCAGGAAAGAAGAAAACCUUUCUCAUGUGUCAUCUGUAACAAGCGUUUGUCUUUCAAAUCUGUUUUUGAUAUUCACAUGAGAACUCAUACGGGUCAAAAGCCGUUUUCAUGUGUGACCUGUGGAAAAUGUUUUAGUCAUAAACGGGAUUUAACUCGGCACAUGAUGAUUCACACUGGUGAAAAGCCGUUUUCAUGUGUGACCUGUGGAAAAAGUUUUAUUCGAAAACAGCAUUUAACUGGACACAUGAGAACUCAUACAGGUGAAAAGCCGUUUUCAUGUGUGAACUGUGGAAAAAGUUUUGGUUAUAAACUGGCUUUAACUCGGCACAUGAUGAUUCACACUGGUGAAAAGCCGUUUUCAUGUGUGAACUGUGGAAAAAGUUUCGGUUAUAAACUGGCUUUAACUCAGCACAUGAUGAUUCACACUGGUGAAAAGCCGUUUUCAUGUGUGACCUGUGGAAAAACUUUUAUUCGAAAACCGCAUUUAACUAAGCACAUGAUGAUUCACACUGGUGAAAAGCCGUUUUCAUGUGUGACCUGUGGAAAAAGUUUUGGUUAUAAACCAGCUUUAACUCAGCACAUGAUGAUUCACACUGGUGAAAAGCCGUUUUCAUGUGUGAAGUGUGGAAAAUGUUUUAGUCAUAAACCGACUUUAACUCAGCACAUGAGGAUUCACACAGGUGAAAAGCCGUUUUCAUGCGUGACCUGUGGAGAAAGUUUUAUUCGAAAAGGGGAUUUAACUCAGCACAUGAGGAUUCACACAGGUGAAAAGCCGUUUUCAUGUGUGACCUGUGGAAAAAGUUUUAUUCAAAAACAGCAUUUAACUGGACACAUGAGAACUCAUACAGGUGAAAAGCCGUUUUCAUGUGUGAACUGUGGAAAAAGUUUCGGUUAUAAACUGGCUUUAACUCAGCACAUGAUGAUUCACACUGGUGAAAAGCCGUUUUCAUGUGUGAACUGUGGAAAAAGUUUCGGUUAUAAACUGGCUUUAACUCAGCACAUGAUGAUUCACACUGGUGAAAAGCCGUUUUCAUGUGUGACCUGUGGAAAAACUUUUAUUCGAAAACCGGAUUUAACUCAGCACAUGAUGAUUCACACAGGUGAAAAGCCGUUUUCAUGUGUGAACUGUUUAAAAAGUUUUAGUAAUAAACAUUAUUUAACUAAGCACAUGAGGAUUCACACUGGUGAAAAGCCUUUUUCAUGUGUUACCUGUUUAAAAAGUUUUAGUCAAAAACAAAAUUUAAUUCGGCACAUGACGCGUCACACAGUUGAAAAUCUGUAGAAGUAUGUUCCAUAAAUGUCCAAUGUUGUAUUUGUUAAAUGUGAUCAUUUUGAUCUUCACAUUUGGAUACUUAGAGAUGUUCAACCAUGAC
This is a messenger RNA of Xiphophorus maculatus (southern platyfish), 1897 nucleotides long. RefSeq names its product gastrula zinc finger protein XlCGF57.1-like. The coding region runs from base 1 to 1806 and encodes 601 amino acids. Gene Ontology annotation, biological process: regulation of transcription by RNA polymerase II. Lineage: Eukaryota; Metazoa; Chordata; Actinopteri; Cyprinodontiformes; Poeciliidae. Gene Ontology annotation, molecular function: RNA polymerase II cis-regulatory region sequence-specific DNA binding; DNA-binding transcription factor activity, RNA polymerase II-specific. The transcript is spliced from 2 exons. The record is from RefSeq and is a predicted model, not a curated record.